Molecule: messenger RNA, 1057 nt
Organism: Cajanus cajan (pigeon pea)
Lineage: Eukaryota; Viridiplantae; Streptophyta; Magnoliopsida; Fabales; Fabaceae
Product: inorganic pyrophosphatase 2-like
Molecular function (GO): phosphatase activity
Source: RefSeq, a predicted model, not a curated record
CAUUAGCCCAUUUAGGCAUUUGAGUUAUUACAAGAUUAGCUUUUGUGCACUCAAUGGCUGGGAUUGUGGUGGUUUUUGACUUUGACUCUACAAUCAUUGAGUGUGAUAGUGAUAAUUGGGUUCUUGAUGAGUUUGGUUUAACUGAAAAGUUCUAUCAACUUCUUCCGAGCAUCCUUUGGAACCCUCUCAUGGAUAAGAUGAUGAAUGAACUUCAUUCACAAGGAAAAACCAUUGAAGACAUUGUUGAGGUUCUGAAUAGAACUCCAAUGCACCCCCACAUUGUCCCAGCCAUUAAGGCUGCAUAUUCCCUUGGGUGUGAGCUGAAGAUUGUGAGUGACGCAAAUAUUUUCUUUAUUGAAACAAUUUUGAAGCAUCAUGGAGUGUGGAAUUGUUUCUCGGAUAUCACUGCAAACCCCAGUUACGUUGAUGAAGAAGGGAGGCUUAGAAUUUGCCCCUACCAUGAUUAUCUAAAAUCUUCUCAUGGAUGUAAUCUCUGUCCACCGAACAUGUGCAAGGGAUUGGUCAUAGAAAGGGUCCAAAAUUCUCUUGAUGCUGCAGGAAAGAAGAAAUUCAUCUAUCUUGGAGAUGGAAAUGGAGACUUUUGCCCAAGUUUGAAGCUCAAGGAUAGGGAUUAUUUGAUGCCUAGAAAAAAUUUUGCAUUGUGUGAUUUAGUAUCUAAAAACUCUAAUCUCAUCAAGGCGGAGGUACAUGCCUGGAGAGAUGGUGAAGAACUUUAUGAAGUUAUGCUUCAUAUUAUCAACAAAGCUAUUGGAGAAGGAAACAACAUUAGUAGCUCUACUACAAUAUCAGUUGAUUGCAAGUUGGGGUCAAUGUCAAUUGAUGCUCAUAAUAAACCUUUCCCCAAAGCACUCUCAGUUCCUCAGUAACUAAAAUUGCAGAGGAUGAAGGAUAACAUUUCUUGUGGCUUCUCAGUUAUCAUCUAUGUACUGCUACUUUAUUUUUCUGCAUGCUUUUGCAGAAAGGGUAAGGGGGUUUGACAAUAAAAUAAAGUAUGAAGCAUAUUAUGUUGAAUAAAAGUAUGAAAUUUGAUCCAGUU